Thrips palmi is the source of this 5820-nucleotide messenger RNA. RefSeq names its product SIN3-HDAC complex-associated factor. Gene Ontology annotation, biological process: negative regulation of cell migration. NCBI's taxonomy places the organism in Eukaryota, Metazoa, Arthropoda, Insecta, Thysanoptera, Thripidae. The record is from RefSeq and is a predicted model, not a curated record. The transcript is spliced from 6 exons. The coding region runs from base 456 to 1580 and encodes 374 amino acids.
GCCCGCCCUGCCGACACGAAGCCGACGACUGGUGCGCGUUUUGGUGCUGUGAGGCAAAGCGUCAACAAAGACGGCUUGCUUUGCGUCAAGCUGCGUCAUUGAACGGUGUUUUAACGCGCGGUUGAUCGUCGCCGAGGGCCUGCCCGUCGGUUGCAGCGUGUCCAGGACCGUCGUCCGGUGGUUUCCUGCUGUGCGCGUCAGUGUUUAGUGAUCUGUGCGCCCCGCGAGAGAGAGCCUGUGUGGACUACGUGAUCCCAGGGCACCACGGCGGUGGGUGACAUGUUCUUGAAAGAGCACGGCGAAUCCCGGUGGACGAUCGUCACUUGUGAACCUUUAAGGACAAACUGUGUGUGGGGUUAGUGGUUGCCGCGAAGGUGCCGUCGAAGGUGCAGUCCGAUCCUGUUCUACUCCGUGCUGAGAUAAUUUAGUGACCAGUUCACCAUAGCACCGUAAAAAUGUUCAGUUUCCAUAAACCUAAGGUUUACCGGUCAUCAGCAGGCUGUUGCAUUUGCAAAGCCAAGUCAAGCAGCUCCCGGUUCACAGACAGCAAGAAAUAUGAGGAGGAUUUCAUGGAAUGCUUUCGUCUACCAGAACGUCGUUCAGGUGAAAUCUGCAAUGCCUGUGUCUUGCUGGUGAAACGCUGGAAAAAGCUUCCUCCAGACAGUGAAAGAAAUUGGCGCCAUGUUGUGGAUGCUCGUGCCGGUCCUGGUACCAAGUCUCUGACUAAAUUCAAAGCUAAGAACAAAAAAAAGAAGCUGAAGGCUGAAGGCUCCAAGAAGCUGGAAAGUGUCAAGAAGAAGCAUGUUUAUGUUAAAAGUGCCGAUAGGGACCGCAGUCCUGCAACUUUCAGUGAUGGUGAAGAAAUGGAGGAAAAUGGCUUCAGUGGCCCUCCGAGCUUGGCCCCCAGCCCUACCCCUAGUGAAGAUGGGGAUGUUGCUAUCCCAACUGUGAAGAAAAGGCGGAACAGGUCUCGUUCCCCACAACACAAAUCCAGCUUAAAACACCGUUCGUCUCCUCAAAUCAGUGGAUUUCUUGACAUGAAAAUCUGGAAGAGGAUAAAAAUUUGCUGUGGGAUUAUCUUCCAAGGACCUAAUGGAGAAAUUGUCAAGGACCCGAGGUUCUACAAACCAUGCGCAGCCACAGCACGUGUGAAGGAAGAGCCGCAACUGAUAACUGAAGAAGUUGUACAAGAAGAGAUUCCAAUGGAUAUUGUCGAGCACAAGCCUGUAAUUGAGCAGCCAGCACAGCAGGUAGAUCUUCAGCUGCCGCCCCCACUGCCUGUUUCAGUACUGGCCGCCGCGUCACCUGAAGGCUCCCCUCAACAAUCUCCUCACCGGUCACCAAUCCCGUUAUUACCUGCGCCUCAGCCUUUGCCUUUGGCGUCAGUCAAGGUGGUGGUAGCCAAUGCAGUGGCCAGCAUGCCUGGAAAGUCCUUCAGCGACUCAUCUUCUGAUUCAGGAUACGAUGAGUCCUCAAAUCAGGGCCCUCAAGAAAACGGUGCGGCUACUCCAACACAUGAUACUGCUGGUGACUUCCCCAAAAGGUGUCAUCUGCAACCAGUUGAUGGGAAAGUAGAUUAACCACAAUGUCAUGCUAGAUCUUUUAAAAAUCCCCUAUUUUAGUGUAAUUAAAGUGCACAUUGGCUGCUGGGCGGAAUGCGAUGUGCCAUUUCUAUCACAGUUAGUUGAGAACUUUGUCUUUUGUAGCAUUUGAUCUCCUGUGAGAUUGAAGGAUCAGAUGUCUUAGAAGCUCACAGACAAUCAAUUUUAAAGCAAAUUUCUAGGUUUGUCUCUUUUUGAAGAGCAAACAGAUUUAGUAAAUUAAGUGGUUGGAACACUUUUGUUCCUGUGAUUUUAUACUUUUUACAAUGGUAUUAAUAAUGAAGAAUUUUGAUAAAUCUGUGGAAAGCUUUAAAAUAAUAGUAUUCAGCAUGUUGGUUGAUUGUUAGACAUAAUUGUGAUUGUAGGUUUGAUCCUGCUGCAUUUUAUUAAAUGUGAUGUAAGGUAAGAAUGACUCGUGGCGUGUGCAAUAAUACUGAUUACUGAAUGUUGGCUUGUGUCAAUGUGCUUCCUGAGGCUUGGCACACUUGGUUUGCGACUUUAAGGAAGGCAUAGAGUGUUCAGUUCUGUUGUGUGGCAGUCGCUAUUCUAACCCCAGCCAAUGUGUUCAAGAGAAAAGAGAUGACGUGUUCCUUGACUAAGUUGUGAAGAUAUUUAGCCCCAUUGUGCAGGAAUUGAGGUGGUUCCAAUGUUUUUGUCAAGAGCAUAUGAGUCCAUCUUUCCUCAUCAGUUAUUACAUACUUAGUAGGAUUUGGUCACAAAUUGUCGGAAGGAUUAUUUCUAGCUGUCAUCCACUGUGCUAUAGAGUACUUAAAUUCUUUAUGUUUUUAAAGCUUCAAGAUUGUAUCGGUGUGUAGGAAAUUUGUAUAGUACUGCCUACAUUUUAGCGUGUGCUGGUGGUUAGCUGACUUUAAUUAUUCACUAUGGCACUGUCUGUUUUCUGAAUCUCAGAAUCCAUGAAGUCCUGAGAGGACCUACUGAUUAUGCUCAGCUGUAAACUUCCAAUGUCUCAUUUAGCAAUACAUAAUCAAAGUACAUAAUGCAGGGAACCGAGCCAAUCUUGCUUGUUCAAAUUCUGCCACUACCGCCCCUGCUUAAAUGUUUUGACUAGAAUUUAUAGUCUUGCAAUACUCAAUAAGCUUUGAUGUUCUUUCAGUAUGCUGAACACGAUCCCUCUCUUGUUUAUUCUUGUACAGGAGAUUGUUGCAUUUAGACAUUUUGCUAAAUCCAUCGUUAGCAACAGCUUGGAGCUGUAUUUCUUCUCUUUUUCUUGUAUUUAUAUUCUUUACCAAUAUACAAUUUUUUAUAUAUAUAUAUUAGCGCAUAUAUAUAUAUAUAUGAUAUAUUGAUACAUACGCGUAGUUAGACAGAGCUUUUGAUUUCCUGUCAAGCAGCAAUAGCAAUUGUGGCCUUCAAAAUUGAUGGGGUUGUGCUUCAUGGAUGACUUGGGCAUUGUUGUCUAAACAUGAUGAAAGUUAAAAUUUGCUCUUGAAUAAGCUACAUCAUAUCAGCACACUAUCAUUAUUGCUAUUUUAGUAGAUCAAUGCCUAUUUAAGUACUUUCCUCUCAAAUUUAGUACAAUUUAUUUCUUAUACCUUAUGUAUGAUAAGCUAAUACAAUUUUCCAAGUAUUUUAAAGUGAUUGAGCAUGGUUUGCUAUGGAAAUUGGCUGUCCAUUUUAAACACUUGUCGUUUUCUUCCUUUCUUAAUUUGAUACAAAUUUUAUGGGGACUGUAAUGCCAAUCAAAGGGUACUUGAUCAAUUUUUCCUUCCCUUUACAAUUGGCUGACUCCUGACCAAAGUAUGGUAGUAGUAUUGGCAAGGUAAAAAUGCAGUGAGAAAUACUCGCUAUAUGUUAGGGAGGUCUUCUUUGGUGGACCGGUCUUCAAUUUAACAUAGUUGAUAUUGGCAACUAUCCAAAGAAUGUUAAAAUAAUGUGGCAUUUGAAGACUGAUGUGUGAGGCCAAACGAUGCCCACACUUAUUGUGGCUCGAACAAUUUAGACUUUUUUUUUCCCUUUUUUUUUAACUUUGCCCUUUUGUGAUGCCAUGCUCUUCUCAAGGCAAUUUUACGUAUUUAAAAUUGGACUGUUCUAUCCUAAGUGUCAUGCUGAGAAAUCUGAUUCAAGAGUCUUAUGUUAAGUUUUGUAAGUCAACUGUUGCAUCGAGUGGUAGUCUUAUACUUAUUCCCUUGUUGAAAUUUCAAGUCUGUAUCGAUCUUAAGUCAGUCAACGCACAGCUCCUCAAAGUACUUGCGUAAUUUGUUUCCCUCUAGGCUUAUUUUCUUAUAGCUUACCUGGUAAAACAACUGUUAAAAAACUUGGUAGCAACAUGUUCUGAGUUAGUUUGAUGGAGAAACGUGUCCUAGCCACGCAUUGUAUUUUCAUGAAGUCAUUGUGAGACUUUGAUCUUGCUCAGAGGUCAAUUUAGCAUUUCAGAUGUGGCCAUGUUCAAGUAGUGUUUAUCUUUUCCUGUAAGGAUCACCUCAAAAUUUUCAGUUCCUUAUUUUCUUGAUCAACUUGUCAACUAUUAUCAUGCAUUGUUUUUAGCCUGCUGUAUAUCUUUCUUAUGGGUCCACUUUUAAGUAGCCUGGUGCAUUGAAAAGCAGGACUUUCAGUUCUGUGCCUUGAUGUAGCACAGCUAUUUACAACUGAACCCAGUGUGCAUUUUGAAUGGAAUCAAUACUCCUACUGGCUGAAAAGGUUUUUAUCAAGAUCUAGUCUCAUGAACUUACCAGUUGAGAACAGUGCAUUGCUACUAUGUUAUGGAUCAUGUGUUUCCCAUUAUGUGGAUGAGACUGAUGUAAGUCCACUUAUUAGGUAAAUACGAAUUAACCAUAGGCUAAGAAAUUAACUUUUCCAUGUUGUACAAGUAUUAUUUGUGUGCCCUUAUGGUAAGUGUGUGUAAUGUCUCUUUAAAUCUUGUUUAAAUAGCUAUUGUAUUUAUUGAUGAAAAAAUGGAUUGCAGUCAUACCUCUCUGUAUGAUGAACUCUAUGGGUUGCUGCAUGCCAUAGAUUGAUACCACUACUGUGUAUGUGAUCUCAUGUGACCGUUCUUUCUUUUUUAAGUUAAGCAAAUUGGUCCUCUAAUUCAUGUAUAGCAUCCAAUUGUACCCAGAAUCAUGCAGCUCUUUGCAUACCAGUUUUAAUUUUAUUGAAGGCCGGUUGUGUUUUCACCAUUCUUUUAUUUUCAUUUUAAGUUAUUGUUAUCUUAAAACUGCUUUAAAAUCUUCUUUAGCUUCAGUGAAAAAGUGUGACAUAAAGUUCGAUGCCUAUUGACAUAUUACCAUAUCAUUUGAAGACUGUGCUCCUGGAUGGUUUUCGGUCCUCCACUGUCACUGAAGUUCAUGAAUUAUUUUAGCAGAGUUGUUAAAUCAUGGACUAAGGCUUUUCUGCUUACACUAACUGCAUUAUGCGUAAGGUUUUGUGACAGUCACUUUGACAGCCAUUUGUUUGGGAAUUGUGACUAUUUUUAACUAAAUCAUUCCUUUUGAGUAGUGUAAAAUUAAUCCAUCGUCAAGAUUGUUAUCUCUAAUUCUCAUACACAUUCUGACGUGAUAGUGAAUUUUUCAAACUUCUACAAAUUUGGACAUUGAAUUGCUUGCCCAUUCUCUUGUCUCCUGAAGUAAGAUUCUUUUUUCUUUGGCUCUUCACCUGUUUUAAGACUUGACAACUUUCUAUACUUAAACCACACCAAUGAUAACAUUCCUUCUGUGUUUUUUUUUUCCUGUGACCAUCAGCUUUUUCAGUUGUAUCUUUGGAAACUUGUUAUCAUUUGUUUGGUUUGAAACAAAAAUAGUGUUUUCUUUGAAUGGCAUGUUCACAAGACACUUUAUCUCUUUGCUCUGGUAUUGAACAAGAUAACAAUGGCGCUCUGAAAUUCCCAUGUAUUAAACAACCUGUUUUUAUUCUUAGUGGUAAGCGUAAGAGAUCUUCAAAAUGAACUGUUUCACUGACAAAGAAUCAAAUCAACUUAGUGACAAUUUUUCAAUUCCUAUUAUAAAUGUUUGAUUAAGUAGGAUGUACGCUGUGGUUUUGUUGUAUAAAUACAUGUCUAGCCAAGAUCAUGCUGUGUCCUUUUUUUUUGCCUCUCUUCAUUUUAUCUAUGUUAUAAUUGUGUAAAAUCAUAAUAUAUAUUUAUUUGAUCAAAAGUCUCAGCAUAAUAUUAUGUAAGGUGGAUGCGAAGAUCCUACUGUGCAAUUCCACUAUUGUUUCCUUGUUUUUCUGUUUUAGGGAAUAAAGUCCAAUGAAUUGAAACAUAAAA